CCCACAGACAUUUCGCUACCUCAAACCGAACUUUCAACCCACGACGAGAACUUGAAGCUCCAGUCUCCGUUAGAACGGUACGUGAUUAUUUUGCGACUAGGCCACUGUCGCUUAAUUUCUAAUUCUCUUAGGUUAAAUCGAUUGCGCUCCUGUUCCUACCCAGAAACACCCUUCGACAAACACAUUCAAAAUGAAGCACCUCGCGGCAUACCUCCUUCUCGGACUCGGUGGUAACACCUCCCCCUCCGCUGCCGAUGUCAAGGCCGUCCUUGAGUCCGUUGGCAUUGAGGCCGAUUCUUCCCGUCUCGACCAGCUCAUCUCUGAGCUCGAGGGCAAAGACAUCAACGAGCUGAUCGCUUCCGGCUCUGAGAAGCUUGCUUCCGUUCCCUCCGGCGGUGCCGGUGGUGCUGGCCCCUCCGCUGGUGGUGCCGCCGCCGCUGGUGGUGCUGCUGACGCGCCCGCUGAGGAGGCCAAGGAGGAGGAGAAGGAGGAGUCCGAUGACGACAUGGGCUUCGGUCUCUUCGACUAAGCGCAUCGCCAACCGGAUACCCCACCAACAUCAACGAAGUAUGAUCACGCCAAUCUCUCGACAAAAAACGAGAAUCAUGCGGUAUGAACACGAGCCUUGGGCGGUGUCGAGCGUGCUGUGGGGAGGACAUGAAGAACAGUUGGGCGACAAUCCUCCGAUGUUUGUCUGCUAGGAUACCCUGAAUGAAGCCAUGCACCCUCACCACCUUUAUUUGAUCUUCUGAGUGAUUGAUGAGUGACCAUGAACUGCUUGUUGACUAAAAUGAUUGCUGGACAAGCAUAGUGACAAAGCUUGCGACCGAAGGCCGGUUUGAAGACGAGCGGUUGUCAAGUCGUCACUCAAUACUAUAUGUACGAGCAAUGACAUCGUCAGACCUGAUGUGG
Molecule: messenger RNA, 912 nt
Organism: Boeremia exigua
Lineage: Eukaryota; Fungi; Ascomycota; Dothideomycetes; Pleosporales; Didymellaceae
Product: 60s acidic ribosomal protein-domain-containing protein
Exons: 2
Coding region: 191-529 (112 amino acids)
Biological process (GO): cytoplasmic translational elongation; translation
Cellular component (GO): ribosome; cytosolic large ribosomal subunit
Molecular function (GO): structural constituent of ribosome
Source: RefSeq, a predicted model, not a curated record